Molecule: messenger RNA, 2318 nt
Organism: Carassius carassius (crucian carp)
Lineage: Eukaryota; Metazoa; Chordata; Actinopteri; Cypriniformes; Cyprinidae
Product: calcipressin-3-like
Exons: 4
Coding region: 31-831 (266 amino acids)
Biological process (GO): calcium-mediated signaling
Cellular component (GO): cytoplasm; nucleus
Molecular function (GO): calcium-dependent protein serine/threonine phosphatase regulator activity; nucleic acid binding
Source: RefSeq, a predicted model, not a curated record
UGUGGCGGCUGAGCGCUCUGAUUGGUCAGUAUGGAUGAACCUGAGCAGCCUUCAAGCGCUCACAGAGCAGCAUCUCAGUCAGAGACAGCCAGAGAGUUUGAGUCAGUCACCUCACCAACACACAAAAGACUUUCAGUCUCAGAGAGGCGCACAGAUACAGAAAGAAGACGAACGAGUAAGAAAAUAAGCGUAGGUAAUAAAAGACCAAAUUUCUUUAUCUGUUUAAAAGCUGCAAAAGAGGGCAUGCCAUCGAUAAACAUGAAAUUGGAGAUGUUGACGCUCAUCGCCUGCGAUGUAGACACGGAGGUGUUUACGUCGGACAAAAUGCAGGAGCGGUUUGAGGCUCUGUUCAGGAUCUAUGAUAAUCAGACAUCCUUCCAGAUGUUCAAGAGUUUCAGAAGAGUUCGGAUCAGCUUCAGUACUCCAGAGGCGGCUGCAUGCGCACGCAUCGAGCUCCAUGAAUCCGAUUUCAAUGGCAACAAACUAAAACUGUACUUCGCACAGGUGCAGAAUUCAGGGGACGACGUGGACAAGACAUUCCUUGCCCCACCUCAACCUGUCAAGCAGUUCCUCAUCUCUCCACCUGCGUCCCCACCUGUGGGAUGGAGCCAGAAUGAAGAUGCCACACCUGUGAUCAACUACGACCUGCUGUGUGCUGUGGCCAAAUUGGGACCAGGGGAGAAGUACGAGCUGCAUGCGGGUACAGAGUCCACUCCUAGCGUGGUGGUCCACGUGUGUGAGAGCGAUACUGAGGAAGAGGAAGAAGCCCGGCCAAAAGCCAAGAUUGUCCAGACCAGACGCCCCGACGGUCCCCCGAAAGUCUACAACUAAAACCUUUGGCACACUUCACACGUUUUUCUCUCUCUCUGAGUCUCUUUCUCUUAUCCAGGGAAAGGCACGCUUUAUUUCAAUUACAAAAAAAGCUGAACUAAGAAUGGGAUGUGGAGGGGUGCUCCGUGCACAGGUGACGUGUGGUGUUCUGAACUGGACUCGACUUGGACUGAACACACUGUCUCACUGCUGCGUCAUGGGACAGCCAGGGGGCAAUGAGCUUGCAACCCCCCUCUCACAAUCAUAGCGCUUUCAUUCCCUCAUUUAGAGUCUUUGUACUGUAGCAUUGAAGAGCAGUAAUUGUAUUUAACAGUCGUAGAAGUAGGUUACAUGUAAACUUUCUUACUGUUUGUCACUUUGAUUGAUCAUCAGAGAAAAUUGCGCUUUAAAAAAAAGGCAGCAGACCCAUUCUGCUUUUCCUGUUUCUCUCUCGACAGCCUUGUCCGCAUCUCAUCUCCAUAUCGGUCAGGUUGGCACACCUGCAGAGGUGGCGCGGCUCGCUGGGGUUGUGACCAUGUGCGUAUUUAUGCCUGUUCAUACCAUGCUAGAAUGAGAUGACAAGUUGUUUAAUGGAAAUGGUAAGAAUGAAGGAGUCGAUUGAAGAGUUUGUGUCAUGUCGGUUAUGAUGAGAGGGUGUUUAAUUAGAUGUGUAUUAUUUUUACUGUGUAUUUGAUACUACACAUUUUUGCAUGCUGACUGGCGUAUUUUAUACUCUAUGUUAAAGCAACUUUAAGCAUAUCUGAUCGCUGUCUUUCAGAGUGAUUGGCCUUGGAAAGUGAAGAAAUAGGUGUAAAGUUCGAUAUUUUGUAUUAUUAUUUUUUUUAUAGUACAUCAUUCACUUGCAGGCCAGAUAAACAAUUUGGGUCUUAGUUUAACACCAUCUCUGUUUGGUGUGAUUCUGUACCACUUGUAUUGUUUAGCACCGACGAGGUUCUGUGCUUUUCAUAUAUUCAUAGAUUUAUUGAAUAUACAUUGACAUGCUCAAGUUUCGAACGGAGACCCAGAACUGAGUACUGAUAAUGAUACUGUCAUAUCAUUGUUAAUUUUUAAGUUGUGCGUUUUGCAAUGACAGAUCAAAUAAUAUUAAGGGAUAGUCCACCGAAAAUGAAAGGUCUCUCAUCAUUUACUCCAAACCUGUGUGAGUUUCUUCUGUGGAAGUAUCCUAGCUCUUUUCUGUCUCAUAAUUUUUUUCAACUUUUCUUCCAGUUUAUUAACCUCCACUGUGUUAAUUCAUACCAAAAAGGAAAACAUAGAUGGAAAUGGAUGGAUGAAAAUGUCAUUUUAAGAUAUUUGUUUAAUGUACAGUCAGUGAAGCACGAUGUCACGACUGACCGAUCUGAUUGAGGAUUGCGUAGAGGCUUAUUAAGAUGGUGGUUAAAUUAGCCUCAAAAAAUUAUAAAAAAAAGGAAGGAAAAAGAAAGACAAUUCAGUUAAACAUUGAGUGAUAUUCAGUCAUAUUUUGAAAUGCAAUGAAAAAGAAAUAAUGC